UUUAGGCAGUAGAUUAUUUUUUGUGGCUAUGAAAUCUUCAAAUCUAAAUGAGCAAACACAAGGACAUGAUGUUAGAGAAUAUGAGGUGGAUGAGAAAAUCAAUUAUGUUGAUUUUAAUGAAGUUAAUGAUGGAGGGGAUAAUGUACACGACUUGGAUUUUAAUGUGGAGCUUAAUGAUGAUGCCAUACAAAAUGAAAAUACAGAUGUUGGAGAUGAAAAAGGUGAUGAUGAGAAGGAAUGUGAAAAGAAUGAUGAUCAAGACCAAUUUCAAAGGAAGAAAAGAAAGAGGGUAUCAAAAGCACACGCUGAUUUUAGUGAAGUUACUGCAAAGGAUGGAAGUAUAAAGCUAUAAUGUACACAUU
Messenger RNA from Ipomoea nil (Japanese morning glory), 362 nucleotides. RefSeq lists its product as uncharacterized. The coding region runs from base 29 to 352 and encodes 107 amino acids. The record is from RefSeq and is a predicted model, not a curated record. The transcript has 2 exons. Lineage: Eukaryota; Viridiplantae; Streptophyta; Magnoliopsida; Solanales; Convolvulaceae.